Dibothriocephalus latus is the source of this 225-nucleotide messenger RNA. The record is from the annotation of a GenBank genome assembly. Lineage: Eukaryota; Metazoa; Platyhelminthes; Cestoda; Diphyllobothriidea; Diphyllobothriidae.
AUGACUCCACCUGACGUGAUUACAAAGACGUCUGAGCUGUCAAACAGCGCGGCGGGAGGCUAUGUGAGUGUCGAUCCAGCCACCACGCGUCACACCAAGUUUCCCAACAUCUUCGCCCUCGCCGCGGAAACGCCCAUUCUUGUGGCGAAUCUGCUCGAUGUCAUGAAGGGUGGCUCCGGAACCGUGGCCAAGGUCAGUGCUCGCACCCAUUUGAGUGCUUUCUAG